AUUGCAGUAGAUGCAGUUGAUGUUUAUCACAAAACAGACUGAAAACAAUUUGAAAGUGCCGAAAACGGAAUGCAUCUUUCCUUUAAGAUAUUAGAAGCUUUAUUAUGUUUUAUAAUCGUUCAGCCAAGUGCCAACAGCAUAGAUCAGCAAAGUAUUCGUUCUUUUGAAGAGAAUCUUUUAAAGAUUGUAAAGGAAUAUACUUAUGUAAAAGAUAUUACCUCCUCCUAUGACGACAAAAUAAAAGAGCUUGGGGCUACAACUUCUAGAAUUAAUGGUUUUAAUUUAAUUGGAGCACUGGCUAGCGGAAUAGAAGAGAUUCUAACGCAGAAUAUAAAAUCCUUAGAGUUCGCCGUUGAAGAAGCUGAACGAAUAGCAGAAAAUUACACAAUAAAUCCCGAGUUAACAGAAGUCCAUUAUCUAAAUGCUAGGAAGCUUGAUCCAGACAAGGAAGGUUUUGUUUAUCAUCCAGAAUAUAUGGAAAAGAUAGGUGAUAAUGUGUCGGCAGUUCAAAUUCCUGUUGAAAUCUACGAAGGCCGCAAUGACGUAUUGAACGAUCUAAAGUGGACAAGUGCUAUUGAAAAAACCUGGAUUUCAAAUAGGAAAAAGUAUAAUCAAACUUUAUUCCAAUACUUUGGAAGCUAUACUGGUUUGAUGAGAAUUUAUCCCGCGACUAAAUGGUCUACUCCCGAACCGGAUUUGUAUGAUGCUAGAAGGCAGCCUUGGUACACCCAAGGGGCAAGUUCACCCAAGGAUAUGCUAAUAUUAAUAGAUACGAGUGGCAGUACUCAUGGACAAGCAUUGACAUUAAUAAAAGAGACCGCCAAAGCGAUUUUAAACACUUUGGGACAAAACGAUUACGUUGCAGUCGUAAAAUUUGCCGAAGCAACUCAAUUUAUUGGUUGUUUUAAAAAUUUUGUUCAAGCUAAUCCAAGGAAUAAAGAAGUGCUACUCAACGAUAUUGAUAAAUUACAGGCGGACGAAAUAGCAAUGUAUAAGCAGGCUUUUAAAUUUGCCUUUGAAAGAAUUAGGGAAUUUAAUAAAUCAUUGGAACAAGGGGAUCUUAAUGGAGCAAAAUGUAAUAAAGUUAUAAUGUUUCUUACUGAUGGUGGAACAGAUACUGCUGAAGAUAUAUUUAAAAUGUACAAUUGGCCAGAAAAGAAAGUAAGAGUAUUCACAUAUAUGGUGGGGCCACAACCUAAUGCUUACGCAGCCGUUAAAUGGAUAGCCUGCGCUAAUAGAGGUCAUUACUCCCGCAUUCCUGCUAUGGGUGAUAUUAGAGCAACAGUCCAGAUAUAUUUAGAGCAUUUGGCUCAUAGCGCCAAAGAGUUUGUAUGGACAACAAGUUACCAUAAAAAAUUAGGCAUUAUGUCGACUGUUACACUUCCUGUCUUUAAUACCACAGCUGAUCCACCUAAAAAUACAUCUUUACUAGGCGUAAUGGGUACAGAUGUUCCAAUUAAUUUUCUAAAAAGACUGAUACCGAAAGAAAAGUUAGGAAUUAAUGGAUAUUCUUUCGCUAUAAAUAACAACGGAUAUGUUCUCUUUCAUCCUGAUCUAAUAUCUCAAAGGGGACUGCUAGGUUAUACGCCUAUACUCGAUUUAUUAGAAAUUCAAAUAGAAAGUACAGAUUUAAUAGAGCUUAGAAAGAGAAUGAUACAAAAACUUACUGGUACACACGAGAUGGAGGUAACAGGUCCUGUACGAAUAAUAGGCGAUGGUCAUAUUUAUAACGCAACUCGACUUUAUUAUUAUACGUUUAUACCGAAAACUACAUAUAGUGUGGCCAUAGUUUUACCAUCAUAUCGUAAACAUUUCAUUAAACCAUUUGAGAAAAGCAUUAGGAAUAAACGUUAUUCCGAUGGGAAGAAUUCUUUAGAUGAAGACGUAAUGAUCAUAUCACCUUGGGAAUGGUGCAAAAAUGUGACUGAUGUUGACAAAUUGAAAGAUACAGACAUAAGUGGACCAGAUUGUGACAAAAAUUUGAUUGAUCACUUAUUCUUGGACAUCUUAGCAACCGAGGAUUUACUAUCAAUAUGGAGAGAAAAAAACUCAAAGGAAUUUGUUUCCUCGUUCUUCUAUACAUCCGAAAGUGGUUUGACAAGGUUCUUCCCCCUUUCAAGUCGAGAUUCCUAUCAAGAUGAUGCCGACGUACGGAAAUCAUCUUUCUUCAAAAGAUCAUUGGACUCGAAUGACUGGUUUUUUAGCACAGAUAAUCCCACAGAUUGUUUCAAUGGCAGUUGUACAUCAAAUAUUGUAGUUGGAAAAUCAUUUUCAACUUUUUCUGGGAAGAUGAAAGCUUCAGUAACCGGUUUUAAGAUGACCGCCAACAAACUUCGAAAAAUCAUAAUAGAUAAUGUUGCGUCUUGUACGAAUACUGAUUUCUGUCUGCUAAUUGAUGACGGAGGAUACUUGAUUGCAUCUUCGAAUGAGGACGAUGAGAGAUAUAUUGGAUCUUUUAUUGGCAGUAUUGAAACUCGUGAAAUUUAUGCGAAAGUUAUGAAUUUAUUAGUAAAACAAAACGUUUACAAGCAGAUUAAAGUGUUCGACUAUCAGGCCAAAUGUCCACAAGUUAGGAAAAAGACUAGCGGCGUAUCUAGAACAAUUCAAUUGCCAUUCAUUUACGAAUUACUAACAUUUAGUUGGUGGAACUUAAAAAUGAGUGCCUUAUUUACUUAUAUAAACUUAUUCUUCGUCUCCUCUGAACCAGCAGAUUCCGCCUCGCUAGACGAAACAGCCGAACAAAAGAGCUGCUUAAAAGCAGAAACUCUCUAUAUGCUAGAACAUAUUCAAAAUGUACAAGCUGUAUUACGAGAAUGCUCAGAAUGCGAUAUAGGAAACGUCGAAGGAUACAAAAUUAAAGAGACAAAUCUAUUUUUCGUCUCCUAUAAUGAUUUUAACAGACAAUGCGACAUCUCUUGCCCAUUUGAUCUCCUUCCUCAUAAAUCUACAUUAAGUGACGAUCCAGAUUACGCAAAACUCGAAUGUGUUCCAGAUCAGAGAUUUAGAAGAAGACCGGAUUAUUGCUUUCAAAUUAAAGAAACUCAAGUUUGCGGGACAACUUUUACCUAUCCAAAUCUAUGGAUGAUAUUAAUAUUAAUUGUUUUCAAAUUUAAACUACUUUAGAUCAAACAUUCGGCAGAAAAACGACAAAAAAAACGAAAAAAAAUAAAAAGAAACUUUUUCUCUCUUCAAAAACAGAAAGAAAACACCCUCUUCCUGUUCGAAAAAAAUACUCUCUUUGUUUUACUACGCACAAUCAAUCCUUUAUAAUCGAAUAUAUCUUUUCUUUCUUUCUUUACGGGUACUUAAAAAAGUGAAGAUGUUGUAAAUUUUUCACCUAGUAAGAAGAAGAAGAAAAGUAAAGGAUCAGUUUUGUUAAAGAAAAGGAAAAAAGAUAAAUGAAAAUUUUCUUAUAUGGAAUUAUUCUUUUUUUUUUGUUGAUUUUUUUUUCCCCUUUUUCUUUUGAUAUUAAAGAAAUGUUGAUAAAAAUAGACAAACAAAGCGUUACGUUUUCUAGUUAUUGUUUUUUUUUUAUCUAUAAAGCUAAUU
Dimorphilus gyrociliatus is the source of this 3549-nucleotide messenger RNA. NCBI's taxonomy places the organism in Eukaryota, Metazoa, Annelida, Polychaeta, Dinophilidae. The record is from the annotation of a GenBank genome assembly.